GAUGGCGGCUGCUCCUUUGGAGGAGAGGGAUUGAGAGGGGAGGAGGGAAGAGGCUAGAUGCGAGAGACCUUCCCGGCGGUGGAGACGAACUCUUCGCUCGCCAUUCAUUAGGAGCUUUGCUCAGCGCCGGAGGUGUCCUAGAACGAAAACUUCACCAUGGCUACAGAAAUUGGUUCUCCUCCUCGUUUUUUCCAUAUGCCAAGGUUCCAACACCAAGCACCUCGACAACUCUUUUAUAAGCGACCUGAUUUUGCACAGCAGCAAGCAAUGCAACAACUUACUUUUGAUGGAAAACGGAUGAGAAAAGCAGUAAACCGAAAAACCAUAGACUAUAAUCCAUCUGUAAUUAAGUAUUUGGAGAAUAGAAUAUGGCAAAGAGACCAGAGAGACAUGCGGGCAGUUCAGCCUGACGCAGGUUAUUAUAAUGAUCUGGUCCCACCUAUAGGGAUGUUGAAUAAUCCUAUGAAUGCAGUAACAACAAAAUUUGUUCGAACAUCAACAAAUAAAGUAAAGUGUCCUGUAUUUGUUGUUAGGUGGACUCCAGAAGGAAGACGUUUGGUCACUGGAGCUUCUAGUGGAGAGUUCACUUUGUGGAAUGGACUCACCUUCAAUUUUGAAACAAUAUUACAGGCUCAUGAUAGCCCAGUGAGGGCCAUGACUUGGUCACAUAAUGACAUGUGGAUGUUGACAGCAGACCAUGGAGGAUAUGUGAAAUAUUGGCAGUCGAACAUGAACAACGUCAAGAUGUUCCAGGCACAUAAGGAGGCGAUUAGAGAGGCCAGUUUCUCACCCACGGAUAAUAAAUUUGCUACAUGCUCUGAUGACGGCACUGUUAGAAUCUGGGACUUUCUUCGUUGCCAUGAGGAAAGAAUUCUCCGAGGGCAUGGUGCAGAUGUGAAAUGUGUAGACUGGCAUCCAACAAAAGGGUUAGUUGUUUCAGGAAGUAAAGAUAGUCAACAACCAAUCAAGUUCUGGGAUCCCAAGACGGGGCAGAGUCUUGCAACACUCCACGCCCAUAAAAACACAGUAAUGGAAGUGAAAUUAAAUCUCAAUGGCAAUUGGCUGCUCACCGCAUCACGUGACCACCUCUGCAAACUUUUUGAUAUCCGAAACCUGAAGGAAGAGCUUCAAGUCUUCCGAGGUCACAAGAAAGAAGCCACAGCUGUGGCCUGGCAUCCUGUUCACGAAGGACUAUUUGCCAGUGGCGGGUCCGAUGGCUCUUUGUUAUUCUGGCAUGUGGGGGUAGAGAAGGAAGUGGGUGGGAUGGAGAUGGCCCAUGAAGGAAUGAUCUGGAGUCUGGCUUGGCAUCCUCUUGGACAUAUUCUCUGCUCAGGUUCAAAUGACCAUACUAGCAAAUUUUGGACCCGAAACCGACCAGGUGAUAAAAUGCGAGAUCGAUAUAAUCUCAACCUAUUGCCUGGAAUGUCUGAAGAUGGAGUAGAAUAUGAUGACCUUGAACCUAAUAGCCUGGCAGUAAUUCCAGGAAUGGGAAUACCAGAACAACUAAAACUGGCUAUGGAACAGGAGCAGAUGGGGAAAGAUGAGUCAAAUGAAAUUGAGAUGACAAUUCCAGGUUUGGACUGGGGAAUGGAGGAGGUGAUGCAAAAGGAUCAGAAAAAAGUUCCUCAGAAGAAAGUUCCAUAUGCAAAACCUAUUCCUGCUCAGUUCCAGCAGGCGUGGAUGCAAAAUAAAGUUCCAAUUCCUGCCCCAAAUGAGGUACUGAAUGACAGAAAAGAGGACAUUAAGUUGGAAGAGAAGAAGAAAACACAAGCGGAAAUUGAACAAGAAAUGGCCACGUUACAGUAUACUAACCCACAGCUUCUGGAGCAACUUAAAAUUGAAAGACUUGCACAGAAACAGGCUGAGCAAAUUCAGCCACCUCCUUCAUCUGGCACUCCUCUCCUCGGACCCCAGCCCUUUCCAGGACAAGGUCCAAUGUCUCAGAUUCCUCAAGGUUUUCAACAACCCCAUCCAUCUCAGCAGAUGCCAAUGAACAUGGCUCAAAUGGGGCCUCCGGGGCCGCAGGGACAGUUUAGACCCCCUGGACCCCAGGGACAAAUGGGACCACAAGGUCCUCCACUGCAUCAGGGAGGUGGGGGGCCACAAGGAUUCAUGGGACCACAAGGGCCCCAGGGCCCACCCCAGGGGUUGCCGAGGCCUCAGGACAUGCAUGGGCCCCAAGGAAUGCAAAGGCAUCCUGGACCUCAUGGCCCUUUGGGACCUCAAGGACCACCUGGACCACAGGGUAAUUCUGGUCCUCAAGGUCAUAUGGGGCCUCAGGGUCCACCUGGCCCACAAGGUCACAUAGGCCCCCAAGGCCCACCUGGUCCCCAGGGUCACUUGGGCCCUCAGGGGCCUCCUGGUACUCAAGGUAUGCAGGGACCACCUGGUCCCAGAGGAAUGCAAGGACCUCCUCACCCUCAUGGGAUCCAAGGUGGGCCAGGGUCUCAAGGGAUCCAAGGUCCUGUGUCUCAGGGACCUCUGAUGGGAUUGAAUCCAAGAGGAAUGCAGGGUCCUCCAGGCCCCCGAGAGAACCAGGGUCCUGCUCCCCAAGGGAUGAUGAUGGGCCACCCGCCUCAAGAGAUGAGAGGACCUCACCCUCCAAGUGGACUGCUGGGACACGGCCCUCAGGAGAUGCGAGGCAUGCAGGGGCCUCCAGCCCAAGGGUCCAUGCUAGGCCCUCCCCAGGAAUUGCGGGGGCCUCCAGGCUCACAAGGUCAGCAGGGGCCGCCCCAGGGCUCUUUGGGGCCUCCACCCCAGGGUGGCAUGCAAGGGCCCCCUGGACCUCAGGGACAGCAGAACCCGGCAAGAGGGCCACAUCCGUCUCAAGGGCCAAUACCAUUCCAGCAGCAGAAAACAGCUCUGCUAGGUGAUGGGCCUCGGGCCCCCUUCAAUCAGGAAGGACAGAACGCAGGCCCCCCACCCCUGAUACCAGGCCUAGGGCAGCAGGGAGCACAAGGUCGCAUCCCCCCUCUUAACCCUGGACAAGGACCUGGCCCUAACAAAGGUGACUCACGCGGCCCUCCAAACCACCACAUGGGCCCCAUGUCAGAGAGGCGGCAUGAGCAGAGCAGCGGCCCUGAGCACGGGCCUGAGAGGGGGCCUUUCCGGGGCGGCCAGGACUGCAGGGGUCCCCCUGAUAGGCGUGGCCCUCACCCCGACUUCCCUGACGACUUCAGCAGACCAGAUGACUUCCACCCGGACAAACGCUUUGGCCACCGAUUACGUGAAUUUGAGGGGCGAGGAGGACCUUUACCACAAGAAGAGAAGUGGAGGCGCGGGGGCCCCGGGCCUCCGUUUCCGCCUGAUCACAGGGAAUUCAGCGAGGGGGAUGGCCGGGGCGCAGCUCGGGGCCCUCCGGGGGCUUGGGAAGGCCGCAGACCUGGAGAUGAACGAUUCCCCCGGGAUCCUGAGGACCCACGUUUUCGAGGGCGCAGAGAAGAAAGCUUUAGAAGAGGAGCACCCCCAAGACAUGAAGGCCGUGCCCCGCCCCGAGGUAGGGAUGGCUUUCCUGGUCCUGAAGACUUUGGUCCAGAGGAGAAUUUUGAUCCUUCUGAUGAAUCGGCCCGAGGAAGAGAUCUCCGAGGUCGAGGUCGGGGUACCCCGCGAGGAGGAAGGAAGGGUUUGCUCCCCACUCCUGAUGAGUUCCCUCGCUUUGAAGGAGGACGGAAACCAGACUCCUGGGAUGGAAAUAGAGAGCCAGGGCCAGGUCAUGAACAUUUCCGUGAUGCUCCGCGCCCUGAUCAUCCCCCUCACGACGGUCAUUCCCCAGCUAGCAGAGAACGUUCCUCUUCUCUGCAGGGCAUGGACAUGGCAUCCCUGCCACCCCGAAAGCGCCCCUGGCACGACGGGCCGGGGACCUCGGAGCACAGAGAAAUGGGCCCCGGGGGUCCGUCUGAGGAUCGAGGAGGCAAAGGCCGAGGGGGCCCAGGACCUUCCCAGAGAGUGCCAAAAUCUGGGCGCUCCAGCUCCUUGGAUGGGGAUCACCACGACGGCUACCACAGAGAUGAACCUUUUGGGGGCCCUCCGGGCAGCGGUACUCCUUCCAGAGGGGGCCGUAGCAGCAGUAACUGGGGUAGAGGGAGUAACAUGAACUCUGGCCCGCCACGGCGAGGAGCUUAGGGUGGUGGAAGGGGUCGGUAGAAGUUGGGGCUGAGUAUCCCAAGGCCUCUCUGGACAGUAUUUAAGAACUUCUUGUGGACUUACCAAGAGAAACAAAAGGAAGCCUGCACCAUGUAGCCCUGAACUUUCUGGGGCAGCUGAAGCCCCAGGAGCCCCUAAUGACGUCGAGAUGAAGACUGCUGCUGGCGACCCAGAGUGGCCGGCCUCGUUCUGUCCUGUCCACCCUCACUGCCCUGACUCCCACUGUUUUGUGAAGAGAAAAGCUGGAAUCUUUUUUUUUUUUUUUUUUUUUUUAGGUGUCACGCGACAUGGAGCCUCCACAAAUUUAAGUUCAUGUCCAAUUGGAAAUGUUUCUAUAUGUACAGUUUGUCAGAGAAAAACAUUAAGUUGUUUUUGUAUGAAUACAGAAUGUGAUUUAUGCAAGAAAUAACAGAAAACUAGUUGUGAAAUGCUUGCCUUAAGGAACCCUUCGUUCCCACUGCACCCAGGCUGCUGAGGGGUGUAUAGUUACAGCUUGUAUCUGUGAACACACUUGAUGGGUACCUCUAAGCCGUCGAAGUUAACUUUAACUGUGAACUUUGUCUUAAAUCCUCCUCUACCUAUUCUGUCACACUUAUUUUUGUAAGAGUGAGAAAUACUUUGAAACUAUAACACAGUCUGAUGUGGAUCCAAAGCCUUAGCUACCCACCAGCUCUGGCAGGUGGAAAAUUCUACUCCAAAGAAAAAAAAAUCUUCUGGCUUUGCAAGUAGGGGUUUGCCCUUGGGUGCAUCUCCUGGUAAUCACACUUAGACUUGAAUUCUCUUGUUCCUGAUGAGAGGAACCUGAUGUAAGCCAGAAAUUAACUACAUGUACCCUUCUGAUUACUGUACAUCAUGUCACAAAUUGUUUAAGGAAUAGACCAAAUAUCUCCUAAACAAUUUUGCAAAACUUUCUCUCCUACCAGUAUUUAAGGCAGGGAAUAGUUCUCGCUUAAAGCCAGGAAGUUCUCAUCCCCAACAAACUCCUUUAGUUUUAAAUAAAUGUUAACAUUUGGCCCGGUUUGGAUUGGAAGCAAAAGUUCAGUUUUGGUAACCCCAUAUUUUCUCUACACACACUUUGUUUUUAUAAGAAAACUAUUACUCAAAGGAUAUUCCCGUGGCCGCCCUAACAUCUUAUUACUUUGCCAGCUUCAAUUUGGUACUGGAGACCAGCUGACCUGGCCAGUUCAUUGGUGCUGGGAGUCUCAGCGUUUGCCUAGACAGGGAUGCUGGCACAGGUGGACAGAUAACAAAACCCUCUUAAUUGGUUCCCUGUCAAUGUAAAACAUGGCAAAAGGUAAGUUAUUUCUGCACACACACUGCUCUUCAGGGUGCUAGAACCUAGAGACUACAAGUGAAUAAUUUUCACUUUGUUUUGAAAUAUAAGGACGUUUACCAGCAUGUCAGUGUGAACACACGAUUAGGAGGCUCCAGAAUGCUUCAAGUUUGUGGGACGUUCUUUAUUUGUCCUCCACUGGCACAGCUUAAGAAGUUGUAAUCAAAUUCCGAUAAGCUAAAAUGGGAUCCAGGGACCAAACCCAUAUUGAGAGGCUUUUUCUGAGAUUCAUGUGCUAAGAUCUUUACCAUCAUAACAUUUUAUUUAGGCUUCAGCUUUAAACAAUACAGUACCUCAGCAAACAUAACCACAUCACAUUUUGAGAAAGAAUUCCUUUAAAAAAAACUGCAAUCUUUACACUGUAAUUUACUGAAUACUUAGGAACUUUUAGAACAUUACCACCAAGUACAUACAAGGUAUUGUGCUUUGAAUUUUAUAAACGCUACAUUUUCGGUGUUUGAAUUCUUGAGAAAAUGCUGGGAAAACAAUUAAAAAAAACCAUAACAGCAUCAACAUAAAAAUGGGCUAAACACUGUCAGAUCUUCAGCUGUGCAAAUUCUAGAGAAAUUGAGAACUAGGACAGAGAUUUAACUAGGGGAUAGAAGGAGCAGCCAAUGGCACAAGUUUUUUCCAAUUACAAAAAAAAGUCCCUCUAAAAACAUGUGCUUUUACUACAAACACCCUCUUGUUUGUUCCUCUUGAGGUAGGUAAGUAGCCCUGUUUACUGAAAGGGGAACAAGGCAGUAAUUCUUAGAGAAUACUGGGGUGCGGAGCCCCCAUGAAGUUGGGGCAGGGAUUAGGACACUGAUCAGGAUCUAGGAAUAUAAAUAUUGAGCAAAAGGAGGCAAUGCUCUAUUGCUGCCUGACACACCUGUUUAGGCAAAGUGGAAUCCAGCCCCAGAAAAUAAUUAUUUUCAAACUGUGCAAUCCAGUGCACAGAAAAGUAGUUCUCCACCUUAGGUGAACAGGGAAUCAUCUGGAGAGCUCUAAAAAAAUUACUGAGGCCUGGGUUCCCCGCCGCCCCUCUCCAGAUUCUGGCUGAAUUGAUCUGGUUCUUCAAGUAAUUUUGAUGUGAACUGAGACCCACUGAUAAAGAAUUUGAAAAUCCUAAGUACAUUUACUUUCUAGUUAAUAUAGAGCUACUAACAAAACAUGUUUUCUGGACUCAUCAGAAUACUGAGUCCGAACUUUUUGGCAAUACAUAGGGUAUGCAAUGAAGUCAAAGACAAGAGUAAAUGCUGAACCUAAGAGGCAACGUGUCAGAUAUGAAAAGCAUCUUACACUGCAUUAGAAUCAGCCUACAAAAUAUAAAUUGCACUUUAAAAAGCAGGUAGUAAAACUAGGAAUGAUAAACUAGGACUUGUAGAAAUCCACGAUUUCCGUCAAAUACAGAACUUUGCAUGUAGAAGUCUCUUGUCUGGCAGGAGUCUCCAACCCAGUUCUGCCCAGGGACCUCUCAUAGCAUCAUCGACAGGUCAUGCUUGGGGCAUUUACUUUUUGGUCCAUCGCUUUCAUGUCUAAUACAAAACCAAUUUUCCUUCAAUUUUAUAAGGCACCAUAUUAACAAUUUCAUUAAAAAAAAAAAAGAAAAA
This is a messenger RNA of Felis catus (domestic cat), 7068 nucleotides long. RefSeq names its product WD repeat domain 33 (gene WDR33). NCBI's taxonomy places the organism in Eukaryota, Metazoa, Chordata, Mammalia, Carnivora, Felidae. The record is from RefSeq and is a predicted model, not a curated record. Gene Ontology annotation, molecular function: protein binding. Gene Ontology annotation, cellular component: mRNA cleavage and polyadenylation specificity factor complex.